Molecule: messenger RNA, 3237 nt
Organism: Nannizzia gypsea CBS 118893
Lineage: Eukaryota; Fungi; Ascomycota; Eurotiomycetes; Onygenales; Arthrodermataceae
Product: isoleucyl-tRNA synthetase
Exons: 2
Coding region: 1-3237 (1078 amino acids)
Biological process (GO): isoleucyl-tRNA aminoacylation
Molecular function (GO): tRNA binding; isoleucine-tRNA ligase activity; ATP binding
Source: RefSeq, a predicted model, not a curated record
AUGUCUAUCGACUUUCCAAAGGAAGAGGAGGCCAUCCUCAAACGAUGGAAGGAGAUCAGGGCCUUUGAGCGCCAGGUCGAGUUAUCCAAGGGCAAAAAAGAGUACACCUUCUACGAUGGCCCGCCAUUUGCGACUGGAUUACCCCACUACGGGCAUUUGCUUGCGUCCACCAUAAAGGACAUCAUUCCUCGAUACUGGUCGAUGAAAGGCUAUCAUGUCGAGCGUAGAUUUGGCUGGGAUACGCAUGGUGUUCCGAUCGAAUAUGAAAUCGACAAAAUGCUGGGGAUGUCGGGCUCUGAAGCCGUUGAGAAGCUUGGUCUUGAGGCCUACAAUGCCGAAUGCAAAGCCAUUGUCAUGAGAUUUUCUACAGAGUGGAGGCAGACUAUUGACAGACUGGGCCGUUGGAUUGAUUUUGAUAAUGAUUAUAAGACGAUGGACACCACUUUUAUGGAAUCUAUCUGGUGGAUAUUGAAACAGCUAUUCGACAAAGGCGUUGUAUACCGCGGGUACAGAGUCAUGCCUUACUCGACCGCAUUGAACACACCAUUGAGCAAUUUCGAGGCUCAGCAGAACUACAAGGAUGUCCAAGAUCCUGCCGUUAUCGUUUCAUUCCCUCUACUCGAUGACCCCCAAACUUGCCUUUUGGCUUGGACGACCACGCCUUGGACCCUUCCAUCGCAUGUUGGCCUUGCAGUUCAUCCGGAUUUUGAGUAUAUCAAGAUUCAUGACGAGGCCUCCGGGAAGAACUAUUACAUUUUGGAGGCCCUAUUGGGGACUCUUUAUAAGAACCCUAAGAAGGCAAAGUUCAAGAUAUUGGAGCGCGUUAAGGGGUCUGAUAUGGAAGGAUGGAAAUAUGAGCCUCUCUUCGACUAUUUCUAUGACAAGUUCAAGGACCACGGGUUCCGCGUUCUUACUGCAACAUAUGUUACCGCUGACAGUGGUGUUGGAAUCGUCCACCAGGCUCCGGCCUUCGGUGAAGAGGAUUACAACGUUGCCAUGAAGUCCGGUGUCAUCAGCGGGGACAGGCUGCCUCCGAACCCUGUGGAUGAAAGGGGUCGAUUCACGAAGGAGGUCAGAGAUUUUGCGGGCAUGCACGUCAAAGAAGCUGACAAGGCCAUUAUUAAAUAUCUGAAGGGCACAGGCCGAUUAGUCGUGGAUAGCCAGAUCACCCAUAGUUAUCCAUUCUGCUGGAGAUCUGAUACCCCUUUGAUUUAUAGGGCAGUGCCUUCAUGGUUCGUCAAGGUCACACCCGUCAUUCCUGCCUUGUUGGAAUCUAUUGAGAAGUCAUACUGGGUUCCUUCUUUUGUCAAGGAGAAGCGGUUUGCUAGCUGGAUAGCAAAUGCACGAGACUGGAAUAUCUCUCGAAACCGUUAUUGGGGUACACCUAUCCCGCUAUGGGCCAGCGAGGACUUUGAAGAGAUCAUCGCUGUUGGAAGCGUGCAAGAACUGAAGGAGCUGAGUGGUUAUACCGGCGAAUUGACCGACCUUCAUCGUGACAAGAUUGACCACAUUACCAUCCCCAGCAAGAAAGGAAAGGGCACGCUCCGCCGCGUGGAGGAGGUGUUUGACUGCUGGUUUGAGUCGGGAAGCAUGCCGUACGCAUCUCAGCAUUAUCCAUUCAAGGACAAAGAGCAUUUUGAAGACAAGUUCCCCGGUGACUUUAUUGCCGAAGGUCUUGACCAGACUCGUGGAUGGUUCUACACUCUUGCAGUUCUGGGUGUACAUCUUUUCGGGAAAUUGCCAUUCAAAAACUGCGUUGUCAAUGGCAUCGUCCUCGCGGAGGAUGGAAAGAAGAUGUCAAAGCGUCUGAAGAACUAUCCGGACCCAGCCCUAGUUAUGGAGCGGUACGGCUCUGAUCCACUUCGACUGUACCUCAUCAACUCACCAGUCGUCCGUGCAGAACCAUUGAGAUUUAAGGAGUCGGGUGUUAAGGAGAUCGUUUCUAAGGUUCUGCUGCCACUUUGGAACAGCUACAAGUUCUUUGAAGGCCAGGUCGCGCUAUUGAAGAAGGUUGAAAACGUCGAUUAUAUGUUUGAUCCUAAGGCGGAGACCACAAACACCAAUGUCAUGGAUCGUUGGAUCCUGGCAAGCUGUCAAAGCUUGCUCAAAUUCGUGAAUGAAGAGAUGGCUGGUUACCGACUCUACACCGUGGUUCCGAGAUUACUUGAACUUAUCGACAACACAACCAACUGGUAUAUCCGAUUCAAUCGAAGACGUCUAAAGGGAGAACUUGGUUUGGACGAUACUCUGCAUGCCCUCAACACCCUUUUCGAAGUUCUUUACACUUUGGUUCGCGGGCUUGCCCCCUUUACCCCGUUCAUCACCGAUACCAUCUACCUUCGCCUCCUUCCACAUAUUCCGGAGGCGCUCCGAGGGGAGGAUAGCCGAUCAGUCCAUUUCCUUCCGUUCCCAGAGGUUCGAGAGGAGUUAUUCAAUGAGACUAUUGAGAGACAGGUAGGGCGCAUGCAGAAGGUGAUAGAACUUGGUAGAGUUUCUCGUGAGCGCCGAACCAUCGGUUUGAAAUGUCCUCUGAAGUCCCUAGUCGUUAUCCACAAGGACCAAGAAUAUCUGGAUGACGUCCGCUCGCUAGAGUCAUACAUUGUCGAGGAGCUCAAUAUCCGUGACUUGAUACUCUCAUCCGACGAAGCCAAGUAUAAUGUCCAGUACAGUGUUGAUGCUGACUGGCCGGUUCUCGGCAAGAAGUUGAAGAAGGACGUGCAGAAAGUGAAAAAAGCUCUGCCGUCUCUCUCCAGUGACGACGUGAAGAAGUAUGUUAACACUGGGAAGAUACUUGUUGACGGCAUUGAACUAGUCACGGGAGACCUUGUUGUGAAGCGAGGAUUGAAGCCAGACGAAGGCUCCUCUGAACUAGAAACCAACACUGAUGACGACGUUCUUACUAUCUUGGAUGCAGCCUUGUACCCUGACCUCGCAGACGAAGGUAUUGCACGAGAGAUCGUCAACAGAGUCCAGCGCCUUAGAAAGAAGGCCGGUUUGCAAGUAACCGAUGACGUUGGGAUGGAAUAUCGUGUCCUAUCUGAUCCUGAUGAGAUUGGAAUUGAAGCGAUAUUUGACAGGCAAGCCAAGGCUCUUGAAAAAGCGCUUCGAAGACCCAUGGACAAACAUGUCAUUACUGAGGUCGAAGGGAAGAUCCCUGAUGUCGAAGAGUCAGUGAUCAUGGAGGAAGUUCAAGAAGUGCAAAAGGCAAUGUUCCUGCUUCGGCUAGUCAAGAUAUAA